Molecule: messenger RNA, 768 nt
Organism: Poecilia reticulata (guppy)
Lineage: Eukaryota; Metazoa; Chordata; Actinopteri; Cyprinodontiformes; Poeciliidae
Gene: rps9
Product: ribosomal protein S9
Biological process (GO): translation; ribosomal small subunit biogenesis
Cellular component (GO): cytosolic small ribosomal subunit
Molecular function (GO): rRNA binding; structural constituent of ribosome
Source: RefSeq, a predicted model, not a curated record
AGUGUUUUGUCCGCCGUAUAAAAGAGCAUGAACUCUGCUUCUCUUCCUCUUUACUAAGCGAGCCUGGGCGAGACAGGCGCUAUAAGCCACCAUGCCCGUUGCCAGAAGUUGGGUUUGUCGUAAGACAUACGUCACCCCUCGCCGUCCCUUCGAGAAGUCCCGUCUCGACCAGGAGUUAAAACUCAUUGGCGAGUAUGGUCUGAGGAACAAGCGUGAGGUGUGGAGGGUCAAGUUUACCCUGGCUAAGAUCCGUAAAGCUGCCAGAGAGCUGCUCACUCUGGACGAGAAGGACCCCAAACGUCUGUUUGAAGGUAAUGCUUUGCUCAGGCGUCUGGUGAGGAUCGGUGUGCUGGAUGAGGGUAAGAUGAAGCUCGAUUACAUCCUGGGUCUGAAGGUUGAGGAUUUCUUGGAGAGGAGGCUGCAGACUCAAGUCUUCAAGCUCGGACUUGCCAAGAGCAUCCACCACGCUCGUGUCCUGAUUCGCCAGAGGCACAUUCGUGUGCGCAAGCAGGUAGUGAACAUCCCCUCCUUUGUGGUUCGCCUGGACAGCCAGAAGCACAUCGACUUCUCUCUGAGGUCCCCGUACGGCGGAGGACGCCCUGGCCGCGUCAAGAGAAAGAAUGCCAAGAAGGGUCAGGGUGGAGCUGGAGGAGCUGAUGAUGAGGAGGAAGAUUAAAAAGGAUUUAUUCCAGGAAGUGUUUUGUUUACUUCCUGUUCUGUUAAAUUCCUAAUAAAAAAUAUUUGGUUUGACCAAAGAACUGCAUUGCA